Colletotrichum navitas is the source of this 2189-nucleotide messenger RNA. RefSeq names its product phosphomethylpyrimidine kinase. The record is from RefSeq and is a predicted model, not a curated record. Gene Ontology annotation, biological process: thiamine biosynthetic process. Gene Ontology annotation, cellular component: cytosol. Gene Ontology annotation, molecular function: thiaminase activity; phosphomethylpyrimidine kinase activity; hydroxymethylpyrimidine kinase activity. The transcript has 11 exons. NCBI's taxonomy places the organism in Eukaryota, Fungi, Ascomycota, Sordariomycetes, Glomerellales, Glomerellaceae. The coding region runs from base 174 to 1697 and encodes 507 amino acids.
AACGACAAAACCGCCCAUCCGACGUCAAUCGCCCUCCGACCUGUCCAUUCGGAAGGAUGCUUCGCGGCCCGAAAUAGCACUUGUACAACGGAAGAAGUGGCCUUUAAUUUCUUCAAAUACCGCCCAGGACUAUCCAACUGCCUUGUCGGUCUAUUUUUGCAACAGCACCCAACAUGCCUCAGGGACGGGUUCUUGUCAUUGCUGGCUCCGACAGCUCAGGCGGGGCCGGCCUCGAGGCAGACCAAAAGGUGAUUGCAGCGCACGGCUGCUAUGCCAUGACGGCCACGACUGCCUUGACGGCGCAGGACACUACUGGCGUACACGAUAUCUACCAUGUGCCGCAGGAGUUUCUGGUUAAGCAGAUCAAUGCCUGCGUCGGCGACAUUGGAGUCGAUGUUGUCAAGACGGGUAUGCUGGCUUCUCCCGCAACGAUAGGGACUGUUGUCGAGGCUCUCAAGAGGCACAAGAUACCCAAGGUGGUCGUGGACCCGGUCAUGAUCGCAACGAGCGGGGCCGAGCUCCUCCCCCGCGAGGCCGUCGCGGAGCUGUUAGAAGGUCUGCUGAGGCUCACCACCGUCCUCACGCCCAACAUCCCAGAGGCGAAGCUCAUUCUCGAGGACUCUGGUCACAAGGCCGUCGAAGUCAGGAACGUCAAGGACCUUGAAGAGAUGGCACGGUCCGUCCAAGCGCUUGGCCCUGAGUGGGUGCUGGUUAAGGGCGGGCAUAUGCCGUUCAAGGCGGAUUUCACUGUAGCCGAGACGGAGGGAGAGAAGGCUGUCGUUGUUGACGUGCUUUACGGACACGGGGAGUUCCUGCAAAUACAGAGCCCGUACCAAAUGUCCAUGAACACGCAUGGUACUGGCUGCUCGCUGGCUUCUGCUAUCGCCUCUAAUUUGGCCAAGGGUCUUACUGUACCUGAAGCAGCCAAGUCAGCCUGCCGAUACAUCGAGGCUGCGAUCAAAACGGCCCCGGGCUUCGGCAAGGGACAUGGGCCUUUGAACCACUUUCACUCAGUUCAAAUACUUCCGUUCGCGCCAGGACGUUUCAUUGAGUAUAUGCUCGCACGAUCCGAUGUCAGAGACGUCUGGAAGGCUUUCGUUUACCAUCCCUUUGUCAUGGCCAUGGGAGACGGCACGCUCCCUAUGGAGUCCUUCAAGCAGUACCUCAUCCAAGACUACCUUUACCUCGUCCAUUUUGCCAGAGCCAAUGCCCUGGCGUCGUACAAGGCGAAGAACAUCGCGGAUAUUGCGGCUGGCGCCACUAUCAUCAACCACAUCAAUCGUGAGAUGAGCCUGCACAUUGACUACUGUAAGGGCUUCGGCAUUACUGUGCCCGAGAUCGAGGCAACCGAGGAGCAUCAAGCUUGCACGGCGUACACACGCUACGUUCUCGAUGUGGGAAUGAGCGAAGACUGGAUUGCCCUUCAAAUGGCACUGGCUCCCUGUCUUCUAGGGUACGGUGCCGUAGCCAAGCAGCUCCACGGCGACAUUAAGACGAAGCGCGAUGACAACACGUACUGGAAGUGGAUCGAGAACUAUGUCGCUGAUGACUACGUCGGGGCCGUCAAGACUGGGUCAGAGUUGAUCGAGAGGCAUGCCGUGCUACAGAGUCCGUCGAGCAUCGAGCGGCUUAUCAAGAUCUUCGUCCACGGAACCAAGAUGGAGAUUGGCUUCUGGGAGAUGUUUCCUUACCAAUGAGGAAGCCCAAUAGGAUUGAUUGCUCAAGAGUUCCGAUAGAGUACUAGAACACAGCAAGGACUUUCAACAAAGACGGUGGACAAAGGGUCUGGAUAACUGACGGACAGGCUUGAGCGGCCAAGGCAUCUUGUUGUCGUCAUCCUGGCGCUCACACAGCCUCGUAUACCAACUUUAGAUAAAUACCUAGAUAAAUCUUCUGGAAAAGAACCAAAGCAAACGACUCAAGCAUCGUCACGCUGAGUGGUGCAGGAGCUCCCUCCAUUGUCUGGUGCAGCUGGCCGUGCCCCAUUUUCUUUGACAGUUCAGGCGUACAGGACGAAGUGUUAAUGCCGCCGUGCCAUUGAAUACGUCAAAACCUGCAUAAUGAGGGAGGCACCCCUGCCCUCGGAGACUCAUCCGAGGCCAAACGGUCUCCAAUCAUUUAGCAAUAGUUUCGCAGAACGGAUGCAAAAUCUGAGAAGGGUUUUCUGGAGAUCCAAUCCUGAACAGCAG